Telopea speciosissima is the source of this 446-nucleotide messenger RNA. RefSeq lists its product as uncharacterized. The coding region runs from base 200 to 361 and encodes 53 amino acids. The transcript has a single exon. NCBI's taxonomy places the organism in Eukaryota, Viridiplantae, Streptophyta, Magnoliopsida, Proteales, Proteaceae. The record is from RefSeq and is a predicted model, not a curated record.
CUGGUUGACUUUUGGUGUCUGGGUCGUCGGAAUUUGGUCUAAAAGUUGAAAACAAGCCUUCUUCUGGUUCUGGAUUCUCAUAGCUAGAUUUCAGUAACAACUGAGAGAAAAAGGUUUCUUGAGUACUCGGGGGUUCUCUCUUCUGCAGAAGGGAAACUAAACAAAGGGAGAGGGAGUAGAAGAAAGCCAAGAGAAAUAAAUGGAUCAGAACUGGAGUGGCUUUCUGAUUGGAUUGGUUGGUGCAGCAAUUACUUUGUCUGCUUAUACACAGACCCUCGUCUCCACUACCCAAUGCAUCGUAAUUGGUUUCCUUGUUCUUAUGUUUGGUCUGCUAGUGAAAGAAGGUUUUAUUUCUCUUUAAACCAAUGUAACAAUCUUCUUUUGUCGACUCUGUAACACUCGGGAAAUCUUGAAUAAAUGAUGGUAUAUUUCUCUGUGGUUCAGUA